Nothobranchius furzeri (turquoise killifish) is the source of this 2630-nucleotide messenger RNA. It is a transcript of the gene mosmoa, whose product is annotated as modulator of smoothened a. The record is from RefSeq and is a predicted model, not a curated record. Gene Ontology annotation, cellular component: Golgi apparatus; ciliary membrane. Gene Ontology annotation, biological process: negative regulation of smoothened signaling pathway. Lineage: Eukaryota; Metazoa; Chordata; Actinopteri; Cyprinodontiformes; Nothobranchiidae.
CGGGCUCCUGUUGUUAAAGGGGGCGAGGUUAGACAGAUAACAGCCCACCCAAGCCUCCCAACACCUGGGGUCACAUUUGGACAAGGACCGCCACACUUCCCACCUCAUUUGCCGCUCCACUGGCUCAAAAUGGAUAAACUCACAAUCAUUUCAGGGUGCCUGUUUCUGGCUGCCGAUAUCUUCGCAAUAGCCAGCAUUGCAAACCCAGACUGGAUCAACACUGGCGAAUCAACAGGGGCCCUAACAGUCGGUCUAGUCCGGCAGUGUCAGACCAUACACGGACGAGAACGGACUUGUAUCCCGCCUCGGCUGCCUCCCGAGUGGGUCACCACUCUUUUCUUCAUCAUCAUGGGCAUCAUCUCACUCACGGUCACCUGUGGACUACUAGUGGCGUCACAUUGGCGUCGGGAGGCCACCAAAUAUGCCCGCUGGAUCGCCUUCACUGGCAUGAUCCUCUUCUGCAUGGCAGCGCUCAUCUUCCCAAUAGGCUUCUACAUCAACGAGGUGGGAGGUCAGCCGUACAAGCUGCCCAACAACACGGUGGUCGGCUCCUCGUACGUGCUGUUUGUCCUCUCCAUCUUCUUCACCAUAGUGGGACUGCUGUUUGCAGGGAAAGUUUGCCUUCCGGGCUGAGGACAGCACCGUGCCAGCCUCAGGACUGACAUGAGAGGCUCUGAAAAUUUAAUGGGAUUUACAAACAAGAACUGCAAAUCAAAAACAACAAACUUUGCCCCGAAGCCUAAAACCAGGGAAGACUCCACUUGUGCGUCAAGGGACCGCAGCAGCAUGGAGAACCCAACUACUAAAAGACCAAUAAGUGAACAAAACAAUAAAAUGGGACAUGAGCACAAUCGGGUGGUGAUGAGUGAGACGGAGGGCGGCCAACGCCGUGGCAGCACCCUGCUGUGGCUGAUUUCUGAUACAGCUUCCUCUGUUCUUGUUCCGCUGGAUGGGGUGCUUAAUGUGCCGCUGUCAUGGCAACUGCAGCCACAGUGCUGGCACACUUCUCGAGGGCCACUACAGCCGCUCCUCCUCUUGAUUUCCAGCCUCCCUCAGCACACGUCUGCUUCGUCACGACCGCUCCUGUUGCUAUUUAUGGCUUCUCUUUGCUAUUUUCUGUUUUCUGUUGUACAAUUUCUGAUUCCCUUCUUCCACACCCCUCCACUUCUCCACUGAAGUAGCGUUAGUGUUGGGGUUCACUGAACCGAACUCUUGAACGCGGGGGAUCUGUGGCAGUUGUCUGCCGUUCCGCGCGGCACCAGGUGUGAAUAAAGGGGUGAGCAGCUGUUUGGCCAGCUGUGGAUGAGAGGCAGAUGCAGGUGGGCUUCCUCUUUAUCUUCUCCAGCUCAGUUUUAGGAGCAGGUAGCAGCGCGGGGCGGCCUCCCCUGGCAGCAGAACGGGGGGUCCAGCACCCUUAUGGAGAUUUCCACUCAGUCUGAGAACAGAGUCAUGUUUAAACAGACAGUAACAAAGUAUUAGUGAGACAGCUCAGCUAAAGCCAUUACGCCGCUGCACUGCCUCGGACUGAAUCUAGCAAAUAAUCAUCUGUAGUAACUUCAGUCACACGCACAGCCAGCGUUGCAAAAUAAUCUCUUAAGGUUUACAUCUCUGUAGUGUUCAGAUGGAUCCUUACAGCUCUGACAGUGUUGAUUCUUCUCUUUAAAAAGGAACAAAAUGUUACAUGUGGAGCGCAGAUGACAGGUGGCGGGAUUGUCCUUGAAUUUUUAAUAGGAAAAGUGAGCCAGCGACUGUUUUUUUUAGUUUUUUUACAGUGAAGGCAGUGGGACUGCAGGUCAGGUCCAUGUACGGCACUGUGCCCCGGGAUGCUGCUCGAGAGGUCUGUGAAUGUAACACACACACACACACACACACACACACACACACAUGCACGCAUGCACGCACACACACACACAUUCUGGUUUUUACCAGGUAAUGGAAACAUUUCAAACCUUUUUUCAUAAAUCCGAGUAGGAAAUAACAAAUCCUUCUGUUUUGAUAGAGCUAACUUCAAUUGAUUGAGACAAAUAGACUUUUUUUUGUUAAAAUAAGUUUGUUAGAAAGGAUUGUCUCAUCUCAGAAUUACAAAGGUUGUCGUAACCUUUGCUUGUCCAACCGGUAACUGACACCCUUUCCUGGUCUGUGAACUCACCAGUGUGGAGCACUGAUUCACUCUCACUAUAAUAGAUCUUCCACGCAGAAGUUUUUACUUCCAAAAUCAUAACUUUUCAGAAAUGUUUUAUUAUAGUGUUUCAUGAAGAACUUAGCCUGAGUCAGCAUUGACCAUCAAAACUAGAAUUGGUGCAUCGCUGUACUAAACCGUUCCUUCACCUGCAGACCUGAAAGCAAGGAGAUCUCGUGUGAGGCCGCUCAUCUGCAGAGGUUAAAGACAGUUGUGUCAUACAGACGUUACAACAGCAGUGUCUAAAUGUGUGAAUGAAGCAAGUCAUUAUCAGAACAUUCAUGGUGGGCGAUCGUGUGUGUGUGUGUGUGUGCGUGUGUGUGUGUGUGUUAACGAUUCAUCCUGGUUUCUGAAACAAAACCAUUGCCUAAUUUUUACAUCCUGUUCUGCCUCUUGGUGCUCACUCUGGGGUAUUUCUAAUUCUAAUAAAACAUCCCUUCUUGCAAAAUGA